AUGUCUACGUUGAAAGUUGUUUCAUCGAAGCUUGCAGCUGAAAUCGAUAAAGAAUUGAUGGGUCCUCAAAUCGGAUUCACUUUACAACAGCUAAUGGAAUUAGCUGGGUUUAGUGUCGCACAGGCUGUAUGCCGCCAGUUUCCACUGAGAGGUAAGACUGAAACGGAGAAGGGCAAACAUGUAUUUGUUAUUGCUGGCCCAGGUAAUAAUGGCGGGGAUGGCCUCGUAUGCGCAAGACAUUUGAAGCUUUUUGGUUACAACCCUAUUGUUUUCUACCCCAAGAGAAGCGAGCGCACUGAAUUUUACAAACAGCUGGUUCACCAGUUGAACUUCUUCAAAGUUCCUGUGCUGUCCCAAGAUGAGGGAAACUGGUUGGAAUAUUUGAAGCCAGAAAAGACCUUAUGUAUUGUGGAUGCAAUAUUUGGUUUUAGUUUCAAGCCUCCCAUGAGAGAACCGUUCAAGGGUAUUGUAGAAGAACUGUGCAAAGUGCAAGAUAUUAUCCCAAUCGUUUCAGUGGACAUCCCUACAGGCUGGGACGUUGACAAGGGUCCGAUCGCGCAGCCCUCAAUUAACCCUGCCGUUCUUGUAUCUUUAACUGUCCCCAAGCCGUGCAGCACUCACAUCAGGGAGAACCAUACAACUCAUUAUGUGGGGGGAAGAUUCAUUCCUCGAGAUUUCGCAAAUAAAUACGGCUUUGAGCCAUUUGGAUAUGAAUCCACUGACCAAAUAUUAAAACUUUGA
Saccharomyces paradoxus is the source of this 741-nucleotide messenger RNA. It is a transcript of the gene NNR1, whose product is annotated as NADHX epimerase. The record is from RefSeq and is a predicted model, not a curated record. The coding region runs from base 1 to 741 and encodes 246 amino acids. Gene Ontology annotation, molecular function: NAD(P)HX epimerase activity. NCBI's taxonomy places the organism in Eukaryota, Fungi, Ascomycota, Saccharomycetes, Saccharomycetales, Saccharomycetaceae. Gene Ontology annotation, cellular component: mitochondrion. The transcript has a single exon.